UUUUUGUCACUCCGCCACUCCUACUCUGUUACAAACGCGACCUCAUCUGUUGUUGCUGAUGCGGCCACCGCAGCUGCGCGGAGGUGCGAGGCGGCGCGAUGGCUGCGACAGAUGGAGCCGGCGUCGGCGGAGUCCCUGCCGGAGAGGCCGUCAGAAGAGGAGUUCUGCGCCGCGCUCCGCAACGGCCUCGUCCUCUGCAACGUCCUCAACCGCGUCAAUCCCGGCGCCGUCCCGAACGUGGUGGAGAAUCCCGUCGUCACGGUGCAAACGUUCGAUGGGCCGGCACAGUCUGCAAUUCAGUACUUCGAGAACAUGAGGAACUUCCUUGUUGCAGUUAGCGCGAUGAACCUGUUGACGUUUGAAGCUUCUGAUAUAGAGAAGGGAGGUUCGUCAAUGAAAGUUGUCGACUGCAUACUUUGCCUCAAGGGAUACCACGAGUGGAAGCUCUCAGGUGGCAUUGGUAUAUGGCGGUAUGGUGGCAUCGUGAAGAUCGCAUCCUCUAUCAAAAGGCCGGCUUCACAUUUAUCUAGGGGUGGAGGCUCAGACCAACAAAUGCUGGAAUUCGUGCAUCUUCUCUCCGAGUCAUUCCUCCUGGAAUGGAGUGAAGCUGAAGACUUGCCUCUAGAUGAUAUGGUAAUUGAAACAGUACUCGAGCAAGCUUGUAAAGAAUUCACCAUUCUGCUCGCUUCUCACCGAAAUCAGGCCACUUUUAAGGAAGAUGAUGAAGGAUGACAAUGUAACUCUUUCUAAAUUACAAUUGAUUGAAGCUAUUUCAAAAUGUCUGAAGGAGAAUAGUCAGUGCUUAUUCUCUUCAUCGCGAUUACCUCAUGGCAACAGCGAACACUUGGAUUUUAGAAGUGGACUUGAAUCCCAGGAA
Molecule: messenger RNA, 877 nt
Organism: Phragmites australis (common reed)
Lineage: Eukaryota; Viridiplantae; Streptophyta; Magnoliopsida; Poales; Poaceae
Product: kinesin-like protein KIN-14F
Exons: 6
Coding region: 112-732 (206 amino acids)
Biological process (GO): microtubule-based movement
Molecular function (GO): protein binding; microtubule motor activity
Source: RefSeq, a predicted model, not a curated record